This is a messenger RNA of Leptopilina boulardi, 6028 nucleotides long. RefSeq lists its product as uncharacterized. Bases 176 to 4837 code for a protein of 1553 amino acids. The record is from RefSeq and is a predicted model, not a curated record. The transcript has 2 exons. NCBI's taxonomy places the organism in Eukaryota, Metazoa, Arthropoda, Insecta, Hymenoptera, Figitidae.
UGACAAUUAAGCAAUAUUAUUUAUAGUAGUUGAAAAUUUAAUAUUAAGUGUUUUUUCAAAUGUUGUAUAAUUGCCUGCCAAGAGAGUAAUUAUAUGUUUCAGAAUCAAUUGGCAUAAAAGUGAUAAAUUAAAUAGUGGACAAUUGGACAAUUAAAAAAUUAGACAACAGAUUAUAAUGAAUUCAUCAAUUUUCAUACAACAGUCAUUAAAUUUUCAAUUUCUUUCUGUAUGUCACUAUAUUACAAUUUUUGGUGUUUAUUUUUACAAUAAGAAUUUAAUUACAAUUGAGGAGCAAAAACAAUCGGUGACUAUUUUAAAUACUUUGUUUGAGUAUUUAAAUAAAUCUCAAGAUGAAUCCGAGGCAAAGUUUCAACUUUUAAAAAAAGUACUAAAGGGAAGUGAUCUCUAUGGUGGUGAAGAAAAUGAAACACUUGACAUGAAAUACAUUAAUGAAACAUAUCAUUACAUCAUUAGUAAGGCUCUAUUCUAUCACUAUGGAAACAUUAAUGGAUAUUUGGCUAAAAUUAUUAACUCGGCGGAUGAUAUAAAUUACUCGGUACUUAAGGAGAAGGUGUUUCAACAUCUUUUGAAAAAUUACACAACUAGGGAAUAUUGUUUCGAUGAUGUUACGUUAGGGAAUUAUGGUUCUAAUAAUAUUACGUUGGGAAAUUAUAGUUCCAAUGAUAUUUCAUCAAGAAAUUACAGUUCUAAACUUAAUGGAUUGACAGUACAAAAAGUUUUCAAUGAUUAUAUUUGGCCAAUUUUCCCCCAACCGAAAAAAGACAUGAGCAUAAUCGACGUUGAUUAUAUAUACGCAAUGGUAGGUUUAAAAAUUAUCAAAUCUGUAUCGUCAACGUCUCCGAAUUUUACAUUUCAAGAUUAUAUUCUAAUUUCCCGUGAGAUUGAUUUACAGGACUUUAAUAACGAAACCUAUCAAAUGGUACUAAAUCUAUAUUCAACACCAGCAUUAUUUUUCUAUGCCUACAUUCAAAAGGCAAAAUUUCAACAAAUUAAUUGUACCCUAACUGAUGAAUUUUGGAUUGAAGCUUAUGAAAAUUUAUUUAUCCACAUAAAUUUAACAAUGAAUCAAAUUGUACAGGGGGAAAUUGAAAAUAGUUUGCUUUACAAAUUUAAUAGGGAAAUUAGUAACUUAAAAAGUCGUACUACAAUUGCUGUAGAAAUACUAAAAAAAUAUUGUGAUUAUGAGCAUAUUGUAAAAGUACCAUCACCCAAUGUGGAUGUUUAUAAAACCUUCUAUCUUUGGAUAACAAAAUUAAUUCUUCCAAAAGAAUGUAAAAAAUUUAAUCUUCCCGAUUUGGAAAAAGAAUACAAGGCACAAUUCGUUGAAAUAGAAAAGAUUUACAUUAAUAUUGUUAAGGAUGCAAUUCAAAAAGUACUAAUUAAUAGUAAUUUGAGGGAAAUAUUGAAUUCAAAUGCAACUGUUAAAUCUGCACAAGUUCCUAAUUAUGCGAAUGAAUAUAUAAUUAUUCCACGAAAAAAAAAUGAUGAUAUAUUCUUUUUGUUUGCAAUAGAAGAGAAAAAUAGAAAUUUUUAUGCAUUUAAACAAGUGAAUAAUGUUUUAUCCAUAUUGUCAAGUAGAGAAAACGAACAAGAAUUUGCCAAAGCAAUUGCUAAUGAUUCAUCAAUAAAAAUGGAAAUACCAAGAUUUUAUCAAAUUUUUAAAUACAAUAAUGAAGAUCAAAGGGAAUUUAUCCAAAGAGUUGCCGUUAUAAAGGCAAAAGAAUUUGUAAAUAAUCUAAUGAUGCACAAUUAUGAUGAAACAUUUGGAGAGAAAGUUUUAAAUUUUGCAUCAUCUCUUAUACCAUUUUACAGUUGUAUUGAAAAUGCCAAUGAAGGUAAAGUUGCAGAUGCCACAUUAAGUUGUGCCCUAGAUAUUGUUAGUCUUAUUCCACUAGCAGGUUUUGCUGCAAAAUAUUCUGCUAAACUUGGCAAUAGUUUGACAAUUGAAAUCAGUAAAAAUCAUCAAAUUACUAAAACACUUUCAAAAACAGUUGUUACCAAAGUGCCAGUAACAUCUGUAAUAAAUCAAUUAUCCCAAAUAGCUGUACGUACCAUAGCUAGAGAAAUUUUAACAAAAAAAGUUUUGAAAGAUUUAACAAUCGCCUCUCUUCAAACAUUAGAUCCUGGAUUUGAAUUUAUUUAUCGAAUUGGUUUACAAUCAUUUGCCCGAUUAUUUCAAAGUAUUAUUACCAAUUUCUCAAAUAGACGUGUAUUAUUAUUGGUGAAAUCUUUAAUGAAGUCUUUGAAACAAAAUAAGAAAUUAAACUUGGAUCAUACAGGUUUGGUACUAUCAAUUUUGUCAAAUCAUAACGAUUACAAUAUUAUAAGAUACUUUUAUCCCGGUGGAUCCCAUUUUUUUGGACCUAAAUGUCUAACUGCCGGAGGAAAAACAAUGGAAUUAAGAAGCAUUGAUGGGUAUUCAUUUCCAAUUCCAGUUAUUGAGGUAAAAUCCGGUAUCUAUAAACAAUUCAUUCCCGAAAGUGAUAGGAUAUUUAAUAAUAAAUUAAAAUUAGGUGACAAUGAUAUUCUCCAACGUGUUGGUUAUCUUUUGGAUCAAAUGAUAAUUGCUGGACGUGAUAUUAAUAUAAUUCGUAAUUAUCACGUUUAUCAUAAUACGGAAAACCAAAUGAAAUCAUCAGCUAAAACAUCGGAAUCAACAUUAGUUAAUUCAAAUUUGCCUCAUGGAAUUUCAGAAAGAAAUUCACAAAUCGAAAAUUCUGGAAUUAGUGGGGAAAAUACAGUUGAGAAUAAUUAUCAACGUUUCACUAAUACUGAAUUUCAAGUUCAUUUACGUGGUAAUUUAGAUCGUUCCAAUCAUCCUCAAAUUACAAACAUUGAAUUUAUCGGAACUUUAAGGGGAAAUAUUGGAUCAGAAAAUUUUGCUCAAUUACCCGAAAGAGAGGGAGUAAUUAUCAAAACAGAAUCCAAUUCACCGGAAAUUAAUUCACUGUAUUCAAUGUCAUUACGAGAUCUUUUAAAUAACGGUGAUAAACCACCGGAAAGAGGGAUUUUAAAUCAAAAUUCACCUGAAAUUUUUCAAUUUGGAAAUAUUCAACAAAUAUCAAAUAUUGAAACACCAAAAAAUGAUGGUAUUCCAUUGAAAAAACAAAAAAUUGAAACAGAAAAAAAUGAUGUAAUUCCAUAUCGUCAUAAAAAAUUUGACAAUAAAAAUAGAAAAACCAAAACAGAAAUAGAGGAAGAAAUAAAUGAUAAUAUUCCCAGUACUUCGAGACAAUCUACAUUUAAUGUAUUACCAAUGAUUUAUCGUUCAAUUUUACGUGAACCAACAUAUACAAAAUACAUUGAUAUUCUAAUGUUAUGGAAAAAUAAUGGUUUAUCAUUUAUAAAAUUGGAUACGACAAAAAUUAAUUUUCUUCGCACUGCUGUUAAUAAAUUAGCAAUUUUACAAUAUGAACAAGGUUUAGGUAUGCAAAAACAAAUGAAAUUUUGGUAUAGUCAUAUGGUAAUUGGACAAAAUAAUAUUGAUCUUUUGGCAAAUUUAAAGGGAAAUACAUUUUUUUUCAACGAUUUAACAUUAUUAACAAAUAAACCAUUAGGUCCAUUAAAAAGAAGUCAUAAAUUUAAAUUUCAUUCUGAAAUAGAAGUACGUUAUCAUAUACAAAUUGAUGAUUCAACAUAUGGUUUUGUUGAUUUAACAAAAUUUCAUCAAAAAUUUGAAAAUAAUUAUUUAACAUUCAAUGAUGUUUUAUUUAAAGUAACUGAUACAUUUUUUACACCAGAUAAUAAAAUUUUAAAUAUUAAAUUAAAACCACAAUAUCUGGAAAAAGAAUUAUGGCUAAAAAAUAGAGAAACAGAAAUUUUGAAUUUAAAUUUAAAUAAAAAUGAAAUAACAAAAAAUUUACGUAUGAAAUUAAUUACAAAUGCCGCUCAUAUUAUGUCUGAAAAUGCAUUACUUUGUACAUUUGAAUUAUCACGUGAUUUUUUGGCAAAUAUAAUUUUAUCUAAAACAAUUAAUAAUAAUAAUCAAAUACCAACAUACAAUAUGUUAGCAGAAGAUUUUAAAACAUUAAAUUUUCGUUAUAAUUAUCGAAAUUGGCAAAUUCAAAAUAAUCCCUAUAUCAAAGAUAUUUUAUUAUCUGAAAAUUUAGAUAAAAUCAUUCAAUUAUCCGAAGCAAAACGUAGAAUACAUGAAUUAUAUGAUUUAGUAUAUUUUCAAAAUAUUGACGAGGCAUUUGAAAAUUAUCAUAAAAUUCCAAAUAUUGAAGAAAAUUUACGUUUUGAAGAUUAUUAUGUUCUUUAUUCACAUGUUAAAAAUAAAUUAAUAACAAAUAAAGAUGGUAUAAGACGUUUUGAAGCGGCAAUUAAUCGUCUUGGUUUAAGACAAUGUGAUAAUAAUGAUUAUUCAUUAAUAAUGAGAUCAAUAAAACUUUAUCGUGGUGAAAUGAUAACCAUGGAAUUAGCGGAGAAAUUAAUGAAAACAUUGAAAAAAACAGAAAUUAUAAAAUUUGAUAAAUUUAAAAAUUUUUCACCAAGCGAAAGUGUUGUUGUUGUUAAUUGUUUAAAUAAUGUAGGUGAAUCAACGCAAAUACCAUUAAUAAUGGAAGUUGAUUUAACAAAUCAAGCUGGUAUUGUUAAUGUUGGUCAAGCAUUAAAUGAAGAAAUUCCAUUAUUUAUUGCAACGGCAAAUUUUCAAUAUGUAUUGAAUGAUAUUGGUAUGAAGAAAAUUUUUGAUCAAGAUGUAUUGGUGAUGAAAAUGCAAGAUUACGAUAGUCCAAUUGAAACAAGAAUGGUUCAAAUGGCAACGAGACUUAAUGAAUUAUUUUCAACGGAAACGAAAUUUUAUUCGGAAUCUUAAUAUGUAAUAAGUGUUAAAUCUCAACAGUGUCAAGGAUAACAAGUCUCAACAGUCUCAAUUCUCAAUAUUAUCAAGUAUAAAAAGUAUCAAUAGUCUCAAGUCUCAAUAGUCUCAAUAGUCUCAAUAGUCUCAAUAGUCUCAAUAGUCUCAAUAGUCUCAAUAGUCUCAAUAGUCUCAAGUCUCAAUAGUCUCAAUAGUCUCAAUUCUCAAUAUUAUCAAGUAUAAAAAGUAUCAAUAGUCUCAAGUCUCAAUAGUCUCAAGUCUCAAUAGUCUCAAGUCUCAAUAGUCUCAAGUCUCAAUAGUCUCAAGUCUCAAUAGUCUCAAGUCUCAAUAGUCUCAAGUCUCAAUAGUCUCAAGUCUCAAUAGUCUCAAGUCUCAAUAGUCUCAAGUCUCAAUAGUCUCAAGUCUCAAUAGUCUCAAGUCUCAAUAGUCUCAAGUCUCAAUAGUCUCAAGUCUCAAUAGUCUCAAGUCUCAAUAGUCUCAAGUCUCAAUAGUCUCAAGUCUCAAUAGUCUCAAGUCUCAAUACCCUCAAGUUUCAAUGGGCUCAAGUCUUAAUACCCUCAAGUUUCAAUAGGCUCAAGUCUCAAUACCAUCAAGUCUCAAUAAUCUCAAAUAUCAAUAAUCUAAAGUCUCAAUGGGAAUGGAAAUGGGAAUCUUAAUAUAAUAAGUGUCAAAUCUCAUCAGUGUCAAUGGUAACAAGUCUCAAUAGGUUCAAGUCUCAAUACUCUCAAUAGUCUCAGCCGUGUCAAUAGUGUCAAGUCUCAAUUCUCAAUAGUCUCAAGUGUCAGUAUCCUCAAGUAUCAAUAGUCUCAAUACUCUCAAUAGUUUAAAGUUUAAGUAAUCUCAAGUCUCAAUAGUCUUGAGUCUCAAUAGGCUCAAAUCUCAAGUCUUAAUAGUAUCAAUAGUCUCAACUCUUAAUAGUCUCAAGUCUCAAUAGGCUCAAGUCUCAAUAGUCACAUAUCUCAAUAUUUUAAAGUCUAAACGGUCUCAACAGUCUCAAUUGUCUAAAGUCUCAACGGUCUCAAUAGUCUCAACUAUGAUCCAAUUUUUUUACUGUUAAAAAUAAAAAAAAAUAUAUUUUUUUACCACACGUGUAGAAAUGAAAACAAUUUUGCGUAAUGUUUGUAUGUAAUAAUUAUUCAACUGUGUAAAUAUUAUAUUAAAUAUAUAAAGUAUUUAUUUAAAUAAUAA